This is a messenger RNA of Aspergillus steynii IBT 23096, 2131 nucleotides long. RefSeq lists its product as uncharacterized. NCBI's taxonomy places the organism in Eukaryota, Fungi, Ascomycota, Eurotiomycetes, Eurotiales, Aspergillaceae. Gene Ontology annotation, molecular function: cobalt ion binding; magnesium ion transmembrane transporter activity; cobalt ion transmembrane transporter activity. The transcript has 8 exons. The coding region runs from base 231 to 2003 and encodes 590 amino acids. The record is from RefSeq and is a predicted model, not a curated record.
CCGGCGGCAGGCACGAGGCUGACUAUCCUUGAGCUGCUCUGCCUACAUUUCACCCGCCCAUGUAUUUAGGAGGCCGUGUUCCUCGACCCGUUGAUUACUUUUCGAGCUCUUCCUGCGUACAUUUAGAUUGUUUGCAUUUGCAUUUCCGCAUCGCUUGAGCUUCACCUAGCGAGUUCCUUUCCUUAGUUAAAACAAAUACGAUCUCUGCCUAGCUGUUGCCUGACAGAAGCAUGACUGAAUCCUCCGCACCACAGCAUUCCCAACCUCCGCACGCGUACUAUUCGAGUUUCACGAGCAGCACCGCCAUCCAGAAGGGAUUUCAUGACAUUGACGACGAGACCCAUUUCCGAGGCUAUCUGGCGCAUUUACAAUCGUCGCAAACCCAGAAUUUCGUCUUGGAUUUCGGCAACGACGAUGCUUGGUGCGCAGUGAAUCUCAAUCACGACGACAUUGCGCUGCUGCUGCGCAAACCCAAGCCGAAGUGCUUUGGAACCAGAUGGAUCAACAUCUGGAAUCCCGAAGAGCAAAAGGAUACCAUCAAGGCGAUCGCCAGCCACUAUGGAGUCUCGGAACGUUUGCAAGGAAUGAUGUGUACCGACCCUGUAGAGCGACCGAAAUCCGCCAAAGCCUCUCAGACACCGGCUGAAACACCGAAAACCACCGCUACCGACCGAUCGCCUCGCAUUCCUCGGAUGAAUGAUCUCGAAGAAGCGCAUGGUUUGAAGGACACAGUUGAUCCGGAGGAAAUAAAAGCGGCUGCGUCUUUUAGGGGCCUUACAUUUGCGCAUGUGACGAACCAGAUCUGGCACUUUUGCUCCGUCGACCAUGGUCAGAAAUAUACUUGCGUUGGGUAUAACUCGUUGUAUGUGGUACCGAACGUGGAAUCGUCGAAUGGAAAAGACCUACCUGAUGGACGACGACUGUGGUCGUGGCUUAUCCUAUGCGAUGAUGGUACCGUUAUUUCCAUGCAGGAGAAUCCAUUCCCUGGCCUAUACGGACCGGACCCGAGCGAGCUGAAGUCCGUUUUAGCAGCAGUCCGCAGAAAUGUCCAAUUCAUUUUUUCUGGAGUGUCCAAGCAGCACUCUGCCCUAUCUGAGAGUGAUUCGCUAGUUACCAUCAGAGUGCGACCUUCUCAUGGUGGCGGUCCUGACCAGGCGAGCAUUAAACAAGAAGAUGGGGCUAGCCUGCUCUUUUACUAUAUUUUCGACGACUGGAUCUCGACAUAUGCGUUAGUGGCCAAGCGUGAGCAUGCAUACGGGGGAGCUCUCGACACGCUGAGAGAGCAAAUGCUGUCCAAACCGGUGGUUGAGCUGGUGAACGAGCUACACUGGCUGGGUCGGCGGCUGGCGGUCCUGAAGCGCCUGUACCAGAGCUAUGAGCUUAUUAUGAUGCGGAUUCUGCAAAGACAACGGGUGCUGCGUGACGAGCACCGCAACCCUCGCGCCACACUUCCGAUCGGACACUUGAUUGGCGACCAAGAAGUGGUGGACCCUCGACAGUCGACUUUGCAGAGCAGUCUCAGUCUCGCGAGUAUCCCGGAUACGCAGGUUGGCGUGCAGCUGAGCUCUACUGCCGUCGCCCGCUUUGAAAGGCUGCUCGACCGCAUCAAGCUGUACUGUUUGUCUGAAAUCGACACCUGCUUGCUCGAGAAGGAAUCUCUGACAUUCCUGAAUUUCAACCUCAUCGCCCUCAAGGACUCGCAGGCGGUCGAGAAACUGACCCGGAUUACGGUCCUUCUGGCCAAAGCGACCAUCCUAUUCCUUCCCGUCAGCCUGAUGACCGGCUACUUCUCGACCGAACUCAAGGGCGUGAAGCACGUGUAUACGACAGUCCAAUAUUGGGUCAGCUUCGGAGUGAUCAUGUUUUUGUCCAUAGUGAUGCUGGCGAUGUUCGGAUAUCUCAGCGACACGAUCGAAGGCAAGACCAUUUAUAAAUCGCUGUUCCGGACUUUCUUCCGCAGUUCGAAGGACCGGCUGGCGCAACGGAGGGAGAGAACCGAGUGAGCAUUGGAUUGAGGUUAUGAAUGAGGACGAAAUGAAAGGGCAUCAAGAAACUUGUAUAUUAAUAAUCGUAUUUAAAGUUAACGAGAUGGAUGAUUAACGAUGGGAUCAAUGAGAAUGUGUUUCAGCCU